Eurytemora carolleeae is the source of this 462-nucleotide messenger RNA. It is a transcript of the gene Dad1, whose product is annotated as dolichyl-diphosphooligosaccharide--protein glycosyltransferase subunit DAD1. Lineage: Eukaryota; Metazoa; Arthropoda; Copepoda; Calanoida; Temoridae. Gene Ontology annotation, cellular component: membrane; oligosaccharyltransferase complex. Gene Ontology annotation, biological process: protein N-linked glycosylation. The coding region runs from base 34 to 375 and encodes 113 amino acids. The record is from RefSeq and is a predicted model, not a curated record. The transcript has 3 exons.
AUCAUUGAAAUUAUUUGAAAUUACAGAUUAAAAAUGGCUGCCAGUCUAAGCGGAGUUGUUAACAAGUUCUAUGAUGAGUACGCGAAUAAUACGCCCAAGAAACUCAAGAUUAUCGAUGCGUACCUUGUCUACGUCUUCUUCACCGGGGUGUUCCAGUUUGUGUACUGCUGUCUCGUGGGAACCUUUCCCUUCAACGCAUUCCUCAGCGGAUUCAUCUCAUGCGUUGCAUCAUUUGUCCUGGGAGUUUGCCUUCGGCUCCAGGUAAACCCGGCAAACAAAGUACAGUUUGGUUCAAUAUCAGCUGAACGUGGAUUCGCGGAUUUUAUCUUUGCUCACGUCAUCCUUCAUCUCAUCGUCGUCAACUUCCUGGGCUAGAGAUAGGAAGAUGGGACAACUCCGCAUAUUUUGCAUUUAUUGUUUUGUUUUAUUGAAAUAAUUAAGUUUUUCAGUUUUCAAGUUUGA